AUGUUGUCAAUCAAGACGUCAGUCGGAUACGGUAAAUUUACGCUAUACAAACACCUUCCAUGUAUCAAGAACAUCGAAUUCGACCAUUUAAAACCGAAGACCAAGAUGCAGUUCAUACGUGCUUUUUUCAAACGUAUUACGGACGACCUGAAGAUAAAGAAGCUGAUACCGUUGAAAAUUUUAUUUUUUGUACACGCUUCUACUCUGUUCGUACUGUACCCAUACCUGACCAUCCAAAUGCGCGAGCUGGGCAUCAACGUUGAAGAGACUGCCAUUAUGUCCGCCGUAACGCCAGUUAUUUCCAUAGUGAUGCCGCCACUCGCCGGCAUGCUUGCUGAUAAAAUUGGCAACUUCAGGCUGCUUUUAGCGCUGUCUUCGGCGCUAGGAGGAGCAUCAGCUUUGCUACUGUUGGCCGUGCCGGUGGGCAGAAUCACCAUCACCUAUCCUCCAGCGGUGCAACUCGUCACGACUUGCGGCGAUGGGGCUUUUCAGCUGCGCCCCGUGCAAGACUAUCCCUGCACGCCGCUGCACCCAUACGCGUUCGACGUCAACCUUACGAUCUCGUCUUGCGGGUUUGUGUGCGAGAUACCGAGCGAGACCUCGGCAAAGGAAAUAGAAUCCAUGAUUCACGCAGAUUCAUACGAUGUUCGCCUGCAAUCAUAUACCAAUGAUCAACGUAUAUUAUACCGCCACACAGUUUCGUCGUAUCUUCCUAAAACGAAAGUGCUUAUGAAGGACCAGAGCAACUCCCGCAUUAUGGCAGACGAUCCAUUCUUUAAUACAACUAUAUCGAAAAUUUCUAACCACGAGAUAUUCUUUCCUACACCGCGGCUGUACAAAAUGCAGUGUACUAAAUCGGAAAAGAACGCGACGUGCCUAUUUGGAAGGAAAACUUUUCUGAGUGAUCUGGACGAUGGAAAUGAUGUGCAGGAUGUUGACACUGCGUUCCACGUGAGGAUUUCACACGACGCACAUCAAGCCUCUACGGACGUCAAGGAUUAUUGGGUUAGCGCAAUAUCAGUGGUAAAUGGAACUAAAUUUGACGCAGACUAUGAAGGUAUUGACAGUACGACUUGUGAAGAUAAUUUUCUUGGGGUGGAAAGUGUGGACAGCAUACGUGUGAAAACGGGUUCGCGACUAUUGACAAAGUGUUUCUCUGCGUGCGCUGCGUUGACUCCCAGAAGGAAUCUUUGUGAGAAUUUACAACAACAAAUUGAACUUGAUCCCAUUUUCACGUUCUGGGCUUACAUGGCUGUGCGGGUGUUCAUUGGUAUUAUAGGUGGUACAGCCUUCGCCAUGUUCGAAGGCGCCGUGAUCGCCAUAAUAAGGGAGCAAAGAGCAGACUAUGGUCUCCAGCGGGUAUACGGAAGUAUCGGUGGCAUGAUCUCGUCGCCUCUCUCCGGGUUGCUAAUUGACUACGCUAGCAGAGGGAAAGGUUAUACAGACUUCAGGCCAGCCUUCUAUUUGUAUGCUGUUUUGAAAGUGGUUACCGGAGCGUUGAUGCUGAGCAUCAAUCUUGAAUUCAAGCAACCAGCUCAAAAUCUUCUCGACGAUGUGAUAUCAGUAUUCCGGAAUGUUGAAAUCGUAGCAUUGUUCAUUGCUUGUUUUAUAAUGGGUACUGCGUGGGGGUAUAUCGAAAGCUUUUUGUUUUGGCUUUUGCAAGAUUUAGGUGCGUCGCGCUCCUUGAUGGGUGUGACAAUCACAGUCGGCGGCAUUGCAGGGCUACCACUUCUGGUACUCUCGGGACCUAUUAUCAAAAAGUUAGGUCAUGCAAACGUAUUAUUCAUCGGAUUCGUUUUCUACGCAAUAAGGUUACUUGGUUAUUCCCUCAUUUACAACCCUUGGCUAUGCUUAAUUUUCGAGGCGCUGGAGUCGGUGACGUCAUCGCUGUCGUUUACGGCAGCUGUCACGUAUGCGGCUCGAUUAUCCUCUAUCACGACCGACACCUCCGUGCAAGGACUCCUCGGCGGCCUUUACUAUGGUGUUGGCAAAGGAGCCGGAAGUCUAAUUGGUGGCUAUUUGAUGAAAUUCGUCGGUACCAGACCGACAUACCAAAUAUUCGCUCUUGCGACGUUCUUGACCGGAUGCGUCUAUUAUUUAUUUAACAAGUUCUACAUUGGUAAACGGCCAUGCAUCGACGACGAAAACGACAUCUGUAAGAAGAGGCCUAUAAACUUAGACGUGGAAGGUUGCGAUGCAAGCAAGAUCCAAAAUGAUAAGACUUGUCCGCCACAAGAUGUCGCUACUAAGAACGGUACUAAUAAUGUGAAAAGUCCGAUCAAAACUAUGCAGAAACCAAUUCAGAACCUUUUACCAAAUAGCAAGAAGAGUACUAAUUUAUUUACUAAUUUAGACAACUUCUACGAUUUAAAAAAUCCCGUGAGAGGUGAAGCACAGGAUGUGGUUCCAAUGCGUCAGCCAGUUGAUCGUUAUAAUCCCGCUCAGCCUUAUUUACCACAACAAAACUACGGGGGAAAUUCCAAAGAGUCGAAUAAAGCAUCCGCGCCCACAAAGGCGACGGCAAAUCUUGUGCCUCCUCCACCUCCUCCAGCACCAAAGUUGACCGAUAACGAUUUCCCUGCCCCGACGAGCUAUGAAUCUUUCCCUCCAUAUCCUCCCUCUGUUAGUGAUUCUAUACCUCCACUGCCCGCUGCACCUAAACCUUCAGUUUCAGCCUAUUCACCGCCCGGGCCACCCAUAGAUGAUAGCGAUUCCAACUCAUUUUCAUCUGAUGAUAAUACUAAUGGGCCUUCAAUGGAUCUUGGAUAUCGCUACAAACCACCUUCUGCUCCUGUGCAGCCGUUUGCACCCACACUACCACCUGCUAUGAAACCGUUUGGAGGAUAUAAUUACAAUAAACCUCCUAUGAAUCCUGAACCAUCACCUAUGGCUCCUAUAGAUGAUGCACCAGACUUUCAAGGUUAUCAGUACAAUAAACCUACUGAUUUAUCGCCGCCAAGCGAUCAAAUGCCGCCAUCUUCCUACAAUCAUCAUGACUCUCCACCUUUUCAUAAUGAUAACGACUAUCCAGAAUUAGUGUUUCAAAAACAUCAUGGGGAUGAUUCAAAAGACAGUGAUCAUAUGAAAGGAACUGACAUGGAUAUGAUGAUGCCACCUCCUUCCGAUAUGAAACCCGACCAUGGACCCCCAGAUCAUGACAGUUUUCCAAGCGAUUUUCCCAGCGACUUUAAGUAUCACCAUGAUUUUGAUGAUCACGAUUUCUAUCAUCAUCAUCAUACUACUACCACAACUACUACUGAAAUGCCUCGUGUUAACAGAUCAAUC
Messenger RNA from Iphiclides podalirius (scarce swallowtail), 3285 nucleotides. The record is from the annotation of a GenBank genome assembly. Lineage: Eukaryota; Metazoa; Arthropoda; Insecta; Lepidoptera; Papilionidae.